This is a messenger RNA of Aplysia californica (California sea hare), 1680 nucleotides long. RefSeq names its product homeobox protein 13. Gene Ontology annotation, molecular function: DNA-binding transcription factor activity, RNA polymerase II-specific; RNA polymerase II transcription regulatory region sequence-specific DNA binding. Gene Ontology annotation, biological process: regulation of transcription by RNA polymerase II. NCBI's taxonomy places the organism in Eukaryota, Metazoa, Mollusca, Gastropoda, Aplysiida, Aplysiidae. The record is from RefSeq and is a predicted model, not a curated record. The transcript has 5 exons. The coding region runs from base 1 to 1680 and encodes 559 amino acids.
AUGUUCGGGUUUUCUCCUCUGUCGAGGAGUUUGGGCGAAGGUCAAGGACUCGCAGGGGUCAGUGUGGUGUCCCAUCCGGAGGACCUGAUGACGUCAUCACAGCGGAUCCUGGACGCCAACCAGCGGAUGAACGGCCUGAACUAUCACUCCAUCGAUGGGAUACUGGGGCACGCUCGACUCGGACAGGGCUCUUUGAAAGACAUCGAGAGCUCUUACGGUAUGUCCGACAGCCCUGGUCUACACCCCAGCUCCCUGAACACCGGGUACGUCCAUGGUAACCAUGGCAACCAUCCACACCCGCACCAUCUACAGAGCGCCAUAAGCCCAGUCCACUUCAGCAAUAAUCCUGGUGGCAACAGCCACAACAACAACAACAACAACAACAGCAACAACAGCAACAAUAAUACAGGACUUAGUAGCAGCGCUAACAGUAUCAAACAAAGGCCCCAUGGGGAGCAAGGAGUAUACUACCACUCUCUCAGCCCGAUGAGCACGUCUUUGAAAACGGUCAACUCUCUCGGCACCACGACGGGUCACGUUCAUAACACCAGCAACAACAGCAGCAGCAACAACAGCAACAUCAACAACAACAACAGCAGUUCGCACCUCAACAGCGCCUGUCAUAAUGGUACCUCAGGGCCCAAAUCGGAUAAGCAUCUAACUAACAACAACAACAAUAGUAACAGCAACAACAACAACAACAAUAAUAGUAUGAAGUUUAACAGUCCUACCAGUAAAGGUGAUACCGGCAAUAGCAAUAACAACGGUAGCAACAACAACAACAACAGCAGCAGCAACAACAACGCAGCUGAUCCUAAUCUCUCUCCGCAUCUCCAACCAAUGCUCAACAUGAGCCUGAAGACAGAAAGAGACGACGUGAAGACGGAGAUGCAGAACGUUAACUCAUCUACCCACGUCAACAACAACAACAACAACACAACAACAACAACCACUAACAACAACAGCGACAACGCAGCGGUAGAUGGAAGCGGAAAUAAAGACGGCGAUAAGAACGCCGACGACGGAGGAGAUGCAGACGGGGAGGAGGAUGGAGGGGAGGAUGGGGAGCCCAAGAGGAAGAAGAGGAGAAAUAGAACGACGUUCACGAGCUUCCAGCUAGAGGAGAUGGAGAGAGUUUUCCAGAAGACGCACUAUCCUGACGUGUAUUCCCGGGAACAGCUGGCUCUACGGUGUAGCUUGACGGAGGCCAGGGUGCAGGUGUGGUUUCAGAACCGACGAGCGAAGUGGAGGAAGAGGGAGAGGUUUGGUCAACUACACACAAUGAGAGCCAUGGCAUCCGCGGCCAACCAGGGUUAUGACAUGCCCCUGGCCCCGAGACAUGACGCUUACUCACAGCAGGCCCCGGAUUCAUCUAUGAUGUGGAUGGAGAUGUACAACCACUACGGAAACAACAUGUGGAGCCCGGUGUCCGCCAUUAAAGGAUACCACUUGUCCAUGGACGCGGCCCAGUCUCUAGGCACCAAGUGGCCCCCCGCCGUGCCCUCCAUGUACCCCACAUGGAACGACUCACAACUCCUGUACCCCCACCAGCAGCACCCCUCCCCUGACGCCUUCCACUCCGCCAACGGUCCCCCACCCCCGCGACAUGACGUCACACCUGUCUAUGGACAGGUCGGGAACUUCCAGCAAUGUUCAGCAGCCGGGCCUGGCGGGCCCUGA